GGACAACCAUCACCCGUGUCCACAAUGCAGGUGAUUCAUGCUAUGAAAACAGAAGAGGUUUCUGAUAUCUACCAGGUCAUCAAGCGCCUGGGUCAAGGGAGCUUUGGUAGGGUCUUGCUUGCCCAAGACAAGAAAACAGGGGAACCUGUGGCCAUCAAGCUGGUGAGGAAGGACAGAAUCACGCUGAAAGAUUUUGUCAAAGAGCUUUCCAUAUCAAUUUCUCUCUCCGGCUACCAUGGGAUCAUAGCCACCUACCCAAUGUUCUAUAACACUAUGGACUACUACAUCAUGACCCAGGAGCUGGCGACUGCAGGGACCCUCCAUCACCUUAUCAAAACCAAGGUCGGCAUUCCAGAGGACGCAGUAAAGCGUUGUGCAGCACAGCUGUCCAGAGCUCUGGAUUACGUGCAUGGUAGAGGAUUGGUACACAUGGACCUGAAGCCUGACAACGUGUUCCUCAUGGACAGAGACUGCUAUAACGUCAAACUGGGCGACUUCGGCUUAACUCAGAAAGUGGGCAAACUUGUGUCAUUGCAGUCGCACAUUAUCCCCUAUAUGUCCCCGGAGAUGUGCGACUUGAAGCCUGAUCAGUACUUGAUACUUUCUCCCAGUGUUGAUACCUGGGCACUUGGCAUUCUCCUGUACAAUGCAUUAACAGGAUACAGCCCCUGGAAGGAAGCUGUGGAAGGAGACACAAGGUUCCAUGCCUAUGUCUACUGGCAGGAGCACAUAGACCAAGUUCCUCCACCAGUGUCCUGGCAGAAAUUUACAAGAGAAGCCUUAGACAUGUUUAACAAACUCCUGUCAUGUGAAUAUUCUGCCCGGCCGUCCAUUCUUUGUGUGCUGAACUAUCUCCGUUGUCCAUGGACAGUUCAAUACCUUUCCUGAGAAGAGGCUGAGGUUGCAGGAGAGGAAGUGGGUGGGAGGACUACUAGCAGUAGGAGUGUAUUCAUACAGGACCUGGAGACCAAUACAGCAAAUCAUGGAAUGGACCCUUUUUCCUAGUAUACACGACCCUGACUCGUGCGUCCAAUGCACACCACAUAACAUGGACCAGUCCGGAAGCAUCUUACGGCCAUGUGCUCAAACCCUGGUGCAAAAUACGCAACUGUAGGUGGUCACUUUGGAUUGGCUGAAAGUGCCUUGAUCCCUCCCACUAAUACUGUUACUGAUAAGUGCAGCUACUGUGGUCUUCUUCAGUGGUUCCCAAACAUGGCCUUCAAGGCAUCCCUACAGCCCAGGUUUUAAGGAUAUCCAUGCUUUGUCACAGGUGACGUAACUUAGUACCUGUCAGUUUGAUUAUUCAUCUGUGUACAAGCAGAUAUAUUCCUAAAACCUGGACUAUUGGGGUGCAUUGAGGACCGUGUUUGGGAACCAUUGGUCUAUUUGCAUUACUUACAUGCUAUUUACAACCUAUCCAUGGCACUAAAAAAAGAUUCCCAGUUGAUCAAUUGAGUCUUUCUGGAGAAACACGUUAUGUGGAAGACAGUGGGUGUUUGUAUUUCAGUGAAUGCCCUUAGUAGUUUUAUUUUGUAUUUGUGCCUAUAUUUAAUUGUAUUUUACAUGGUAAAUGCUUCAUUAUUAUUUAUUAAUAACA
Molecule: messenger RNA, 1597 nt
Organism: Pseudophryne corroboree (corroboree frog)
Lineage: Eukaryota; Metazoa; Chordata; Amphibia; Anura; Myobatrachidae
Product: serine/threonine-protein kinase SBK1-like
Exons: 3
Coding region: 25-888 (287 amino acids)
Biological process (GO): peptidyl-serine phosphorylation; peptidyl-threonine phosphorylation
Molecular function (GO): protein serine/threonine kinase activity; ATP binding
Source: RefSeq, a predicted model, not a curated record